Messenger RNA from Grus americana (Whooping crane), 9814 nucleotides. It is a transcript of the gene YAF2, whose product is annotated as YY1 associated factor 2. The transcript has 4 exons. Gene Ontology annotation, molecular function: DNA binding; transcription coregulator activity. Bases 230 to 772 code for a protein of 180 amino acids. Gene Ontology annotation, cellular component: nucleus. Gene Ontology annotation, biological process: positive regulation of DNA-templated transcription. Lineage: Eukaryota; Metazoa; Chordata; Aves; Gruiformes; Gruidae. The record is from RefSeq and is a predicted model, not a curated record.
CCGCCGGGCGCCGCGGCCUGCGGGCGGCCGCUGGUUGGCGGCGGGGGGACACGUGAGGGGGGAGGGGGCAGCGGCGGCGGCAGGAGUUUCCCCGACAGCUGGAGGUUGCGGCGGCGGCUCCUCCUCCCCGGGUCCCCGUUAGAGCCGAGAGACCCCCUGCGCUCCUCCUUAUUGACAAACACACAAAGGGCCGCGCCGGGGCCGGGCCGGGGACGCGUCUGGAGCCGGCAUGGGAGACAAGAAGAGCCCGACCAGGCCGAAGCGGCAGCCGAAACCCUCCUCGGACGAGGGCUACUGGGACUGCAGCGUCUGCACCUUCCGCAACAGCGCCGAGGCCUUCAAGUGCAUGAUGUGCGACGUGAGGAAGGGCACCUCCACACGGAAACCUCGACCUGUCUCUCAGCUGGUUGCACAACAGGUUCCUCAGCAAUUCGUGCCCCCUACACAAUCAAAGAAAGAGAAGAAAGACAAAGUAGAAAAGGAAAAAAGUGAAAAGGAAACAACAAGCAAAAAGAACAGUCAUAAGAAAACCAGGCCAAGAUUGAAAAAUGUGGAUCGAAGUAGCGCUCAGCAUUUGGAAGUUACCGUUGGAGAUCUGACAGUCAUAAUUACAGACUUUAAGGAGAAAACUAAGUCACCACCUGCUUCCAGUGCUGCUUCUGCAGAUCAACACAGUCAGAGUGGUUCUAGCUCUGACAAUACAGAGAGGGGAAUGUCCAGGUCAUCUUCACCCAGAGGAGAAGCGUCAUCACUGAAUGGGGAAUCUCAUUAAAGUUUAUUUCCUCCAGUUUCUUUAGUCUCUUCUCUUCAAAACAUGCAAAUACAUAACUCCUGUCACCUGUUACCACAUUUUCAUGACAGAUUAUCCAUGCACAAUUGGUAUGUUGACUGGAACGUAAUUUAUGCAGUUUUAAAAAAAGAAAAAAGUGCAGUGGUAGAAACAAUAAUUUAAAUGCAAUCUACAAAUGCUUACAAAGCAUUUUCAGACCAACUUUUUAAUCUUCAUGUGUAAAGGUGCCAUGAAAAUGUGGUUUGAAUGUUCAUUAUGCAGUGUUAUUCGUAAGUCCAUUUUCACUUUUAGUUUAGUGAAUUCUAACACAACUCUUGGAGUCUCUACUAUUGGCAUGUACUGAAUUUAAAUUUUUAUAACAUAGUUCAAGCUGCCUAAAUAUGUAUUAUUUGAGAAUUGUGAAACAUAGUUAUAUGUAUGCAAGUCAGAGAUCAACUUAAUCAACUAUUGCUGCAACAGAAUUUUCAUAAUAAUUAUCUUCUUAAAAACACCUGCUGGUACUUGGUGUGGUUAAAUAGGAAAAAUGUUAUUAAAUAAAACAUUUGUAUGAAUUUUUGCCAAUGUUUGACACAUUUUACUAGAUUACUGUUAUUGAAUUAUGUUGAUGGUUUUACCAAUAUUUUUUCACACUUAAAACACUUAUUGUAAUGUUUACAAGCAAAAUAGAAAACACAUUCUAAGCAUUGAUUGGUUAACCUUACAAUUCAGGUGAAGUACUACAUUGUCACUGUACACUGGUUUUCUAUGUUGUGUAACAAAUAUGGAACCUCAGUUGACUAUGCAUUUGGCAAAAACUAACAUUUGGAAAUAGGAAAAUUUGGAAAAGCUUUAAAAAUAACAGAACUGCAGUUCUCAUUUCUGCUUAGUGCUCUUUCCUUGCCCCAAAUUUAUCUAGUGUCAUAUAGUCACUUGUCACUUCAUUACCGGACUAUCAGAUGUUGCACAAGAGUAAGCAAAUACUAUUAUUUUUUUGUUCCUGAAUCAAUUUCUUUAAUUUUGAUUUGGCCUAUUAGAAUAUAUUAUGUCAUAAAUCAUAUGAAAAAACCUCAUAAAGUCCCCUACUUUAUGGCAUAACCUGUCAACACUUACGCACUUAGCAAUAUACUGAUACAGAGCAGAACUAUUUACAAUUCCAUCCGGUAUUAUGUAAAAUUACCAAUAAAAUAUUUUUGUGAAUACAGAUUUUGCAUUUUUGUUUACAACCAAUAAGUGUUUUGAUACACACAUACAAUUCAUGUAUAGAUUUUAAAUUAUAGAUUCAGGUUCAGUACAAAAGUCCAUUUAGUUUCUUUUAGUGAGGUAGUCCACUUACACCCCUGUGAUUCUUUUCAUUCAAAAUGAAUAUAUUUUUAAGCCCGUAUAAAAGUUGGAUUGACCUUCUUGGUAGUGAAUCCAGCCCCAAAUUAUUACCAACGUAUGAUAUGUCUUCUGAACAGCUAAAACAAUGGAUUUUUGUAGCCCCUGACAAUUGUGAUGUUUGGUGGUUUCUUGUAGUAAUGUAUUUUUCUGUUUUUAAGGCAGUACUUCUACAGGCACAAUGGUACUGUUCUAUUUUGUAAGAUGCUAGUUGUGAAAUACAGUUAGUUGCAUAAAAUGAAAGUCUGAUGUGAUAUCUGAGAACAUACAUACCUCAUUCCUUGGUGUUGCUGUUUAAACUUUUUAGACAUCAAAUGUUAAGUAUAGGCUAUUUCAGAUGGAUAACUACUGACCUGUUUAUUAUGUAUUCUGCUUUAUCUUACUAAAUAGGAUGUCUGUUCAUUGCCAUUACCUGGCCAAAUCUUAGUAUCUGUAAGACAAUUCAUUUUGGGGUUCUUAAAUGUUUUUGGGGCUGGGCUGGUGUUCAAAAUAACAUACACUAGUUUUUAAAAGAAAAAGACAUGCUUCUCAACUUUAUUUUUGUAUAUUUUAUUUUUAGGUGGGACUAUUUGCAGAGUAUACUGAUGUAAUGGAUUACAAGAGAGCUGAAACUGUUUAAAGUAAGCAGUUUAAUGAUAGCAAAUCUUACUGCAAGAUGUUUUAUGAAAUGUGUUUGUAUUUAAAAUGUAAUGAAUGCUAACACAUUUCAGAAUUCCUUGCAAACAAAUAAUAAUCUAUUACCAGUAGUUCACUAAAGGGGAAACGUAUUUUCAUUUAACUUUAUGUGAAUAAACCACCCAGCACUACCAACAAGAGGUCUCUUUGUAUCUUCAGAAAUAAGUAGCCAUUUGGUUUGAAAGGAAGGGGAGGAUGGAGUGGAUUUUACUAUGAUUCAACUGUCUCUAGAGAAUAAUCUCAAAAAUGUGGCACAAGCAUGGUUAUAAUCAAAAAGAAUGCAGAAAAGUCUCGCUGUUCUUUAUGGAAUAAGACCUUGAAAAGCAAUUUCUAACCACAGAUACAACACACAUCAGCUAGGAUCUAAAAACUGAGCUGUGGUGGUUUUAACUGAACUAUUAUGUUGCCAGUGUUUACAUUGCAAUGAUGCCAUUUUUGGCAUUAAACAAAGUUAAGAUAAUUUUUGCCUGUUUGUGAUUAAAGGGACGUGACAAUACUGACAGCAGAGUAGACAAAUUCUGAGUAUGGCAUUUGACUCUGUUCAUAAUGUUAUAAUUUAAAUGAACUUCACUUUCAUAAUUUCUAAAUAAUUUUGACUUGUAGUAAUCCGAAGUCCUUUUUCUAACUGUAAAUAUAUUUAAAAGCAUCUUUACUCCAUUUAUAAAUAAGUGAAAAUUUAAUGUUGUAAUGUGUUUUGAUUAGCUCUUUUUCUCUGUGACUGCUCUCUGCAUAAGAACUGUUAUUUGUUAAAUUCUAUAUAUGCACCAGUUUUCAACAGCUAUACAUCCUGGGUUGUUCAUGAAAUGGUGACCCAACAAAGAUAAGCGUGAUAGUGUUCCAUGUAAAUGACUUCCUUUAUGUGCUGAUGGAUUGUCCGGUUUCAGAAAGGAAAACGGGGGGAGAAAUGGGGGGAAAAUGAAGUAUAAUUAGUUCAUUGAUAAAGUGUACAAUAAUUCAGUCUCUUAUUCCUAAAUUUGCCAUUAAUUAUAGGGGGUAUAAGGAAAAGAACAAAUACACAGUUGUAGACUAGCAUCCUUUUUUUUCCCUGAAAUUAAGUAUGUAUACUGGAGAUAAAUAAAAGUUGUUCUACUUAGUAGCAAGUUAUGUUAUAGCAUAUAAAAUCUUGAUUCUAACAGAAGUGAUAGGAAAAUAAAAUUACAUUUAAAAACUUAAAAAUUCUCGAUAUUAAAAAUCUUCAAAUUAAGACCAUGACUGCAGUUUUAACGUAUUACAUGCUUCUCUAGAUGUUUGAUGUUUUGUGGCAUUGAUUGUAAAAUCUCAAUUUUUUUUUUAUUUUAUAAUUUGUGCGCUUUUUUAAUAUUAUGGAUAGCACAUUUUUAGGUAGCCAUGUAAGAUAGAAUACUUUUUAUAAUUUGUUUCCACCAGUUCACUAUAGUGUUCAGGCAGGUCUUCUAAACUUGACACAAGCGUAUGGCUCUGCAUCUGAGAUUCUUUAAUUUUUCUCUCUCCUGUCUCAAAAGCCUGAUGGUUUCCCAUGUUGUGCUAAUUAAUUAUACUUUGUUAGAUAGGAUGGAUUUGGCGUGGAACUGUCUAUUGUGUACUUCUUAUGUACAUCCAGGGUUCUUUAACUGUAUCUGCUUUGUUUUUUCUGUCACAUGCCUUUAUUUGACUCUGCUCCCUACUAGGGAGUCUGGGUAUGCUUCCUUUGAAAUAGCAGAAGCUAUAUGGAAACAGAAAUGCAAUUUAAUUUAAUUUCUCCAAAGGCAGCAGCAAGUGCUAUAUUUGUAGUAAAUUUGGCCUGUGCUUACUCAGGAAUAAGAUAGAUAAGAUAAAAAGUUAAUGCUUGGUUUUGGCUAUGAUAAUUUGCAAAUACGUACUUCUAUCAAUGUUAAGAUUUGGGUGUGCUGGAAAAUACUGUUUGAGCUUUCAAAGGUUUUUACCUGAAAUUAUGCCCCGACUUAUAUCAAAGCAGUCUCAAUUUGAAACAGUUUAACUUCACAAACCAGCAAAAGCUGUACAGUCAAAUCAGUCAAACUGAGGAAGCUCAGUUGGUUUUCUUUUGUACUGUCAAAGUUUUAACAAGAGGCGAAACUUUCUCCUAUUGUCAGAAGAGACUUAAGAGAUUUUUCUAAGACAGCAAUCAGAUAUUGAGCUUAAUUUGACAUCUAAAGAGGAACCCAUAUUGUAAUAAUAAUUAACAGGAUUUAACUACUAAAUCAAAAUCAGAAAAGUACUUCACAAUUACAAAUUGAUGCUUUACAGAAAUGAUUGUAACUUCCUGUCUAGAUGGAUAUGAAUGGAGUAAAUGGUGCAACAGCAGUGGGUAGCUGCAUGCUUGCUAGUAAGUGGUAUUAUCCAACAGCAAGUGACGUUUAAGUGACUUUCCUAAGACAUUACACAACGAGAUUGCGAUAUGUCUGUGAGCAAGGCCUAGGAGUCCAUGUGUCCAUCCCCUGCCCCCGCCUAAACUAUACCAUCGGAUUCAAACCGUGAAAGCAAAUGCAGCGAACAAACAAAUUUGUUUCAGAUCCCAGAGUCUUAGUAAUGCAGGAGCUCUUUACAGCUUCUGUUUAACUGUGUCAGUGAAAAUUAAUUACAAUGAACCACCACUGUAUAAUGCUUAAUCCCUCAGGAGAUGUUUUUGAUCCUGAUCUUGCCCCUUUUAUUAUGGGCAACAGAUAAAAGUCAUCUGAAAGAACCUGCUCUGUCCACUGACAUGGGGGAUUUUAAGCGCAGACAGUUUAAUGUGCACAGGAAGUUUUAGCUGUAUUUUUAAGGACUUAAACAUGGAAGAUGAAGGGCAAAAGCAUAUUCCAUAGCUCAAAUGAGUAUUACUAUGAAUGAUCACAAGAGAUUGCUGUACCAUUUGGGUUUUGUAAAAGACAAAAUGGUGACACUACUUGACCAAUCCUUGUCCCAUAUGUUUAAAAAGAAAAUUACCACCAGAAAAAAAUACUGUUCCAGUAACAAUAAUUUAAAGAAUAGUUCCAAAACGUUAAUUAUUUUGUGGAAAGUAUGGCAUAUCUUGACAGAGGUAGGAAUAUCUGAGCAAGAAGCCCUUCAGGACUGCAUUUUCAGGAUCUAGGCCACCUGGAAAAGUGUAAUAUUUAAUUACACUGUUCUCUCUGUAUAAAUAUUGAUCUUAGUCAAAGUGCUUGCAAAGUGAACAAGCUCCUUUAGAAAUGUGGCUUUAGACCAAUGGGGCUCUAACUUACAAUGGAGUUAUUGAGAAGACAACUGAGGAAAAGAGAGUAUUAAUCUAUUUUUUGAUAACCUGCUAACCAUGUGCUCAUAAUUUUCCUCUUCCGUAUGAAGAAGCAAAAGUAUACAGAAGAAGGAAAUACAUGUAACCAGGGCUAAUGAAAUUUGGCUCUUUACCCCCUUCCCAAGCUCACUAGAUUCUACAAACUACAAAUCUUGUUUGGUUCAAAGGCAGUCACAGGUAUUUUGUCACUGGAAAAGGAUGGAGUUGUUCAGUCUCUUAGCAUCUGUUAGUUAAGACAAGUGAGUGGUCAGGCCAAUUCUACUUUCUGAAUACCCAUUCUGGGAAUAGAGAGUUCUAAUUCACUAUUUAUAUGCAUCUAAUAGAUAGCUACCACCCAUGAAUAAUCUAUUUCAAGCUGAUCCUUCUUUGCACAGAAUAAAUCAAAAUGCUUCAAUGCCAAGCCCAGUUCCUGACGGCACAGAUCUCUGAGCAAGAAAAUCUGCCAUAUGACUGAUCAUCUCUUACUGUAACAGCCUUCAGCUAUGAAUUAAUCUCAGCAAGGGAAAUCUCCUAAGAUUACAUGUAUUUGUUGAGUAUCGCUACUCCCACCUCUGAAGGACACACAUUCCGAUUCCUUCUUCUCUCUUUUCUUUUUUUAAAGUAUAUCUAUAGUAUAAGUGGAUGCAGUGAGUUUGAAAUAAUGUAUUAUGCCUGCUUUUGCAAGUGGGGGAUUUGACUGCUAUUUCCAGUUCUUCAACUAUAUCUUGGUUUCUCUAAGACCAACGAUGGUGUGUGAAGCUUAGGGGUCAUCUAUCAAUUUUGUCACCAUUGUUCUUAUUUCUAUAUAAUUGAUUUACUGAACAGAUUCUUGCUGAGCAAACUUAUUUACACCAAUCCUGUAGUAUUCAAGCAUUCUGGCUAAAGUAGCUGGCAUUCUGGGAUGCCCAUUACUGGUCUUCAUAUCUGCAUUUCUGCAAAUGGUCUGAUUCUAUUGCUGGGAGGCUUCCAAACUUGGAGAAAUAAGCAAAAUGCUUUCCUACUGUUGGAGGCAUAAUGUUGCUGCAUAACUUGCAGUACCUGGAGGCUUUUUGAAAGGUUCAAAAAACCACUCUCCAUGCCAGCUGGAGAAGGACAUCUGAGGAGCACGCACAAAAAUACUGAGCGCUUUCUCAGCUUUCCUAUGGAAAUUCUGAGUAGCUUCUGUUUCUAAAAUGUCAAACACCUUCAAAAACCCUCAGUCCAACAAAAAAAGACAGAAUAUAAGGGGGGGAAAGAACAAAGAAAAUGUAUUUUCAGAGUAAUACCUAGAAAAGCCACUAUAUAAUGACUUCUUUGUGUGUUUAGUAUUCCUUUCUCUGUGUACUGUAUUGGAAGUAGGCAGCAUCCUGCACUUCUUAUAGGUGUGUGUUGCUUUAUGAUUCUUGAUACUUGUUGGUUCAGUGACUUUUGGCCUAAAGAUAGAUGUAGGUUUUUGUGAAUUUCAUAGUAAAUACCAUGAAUGUUUCUCUCUUGGGUAUAGGUUGUUUAUUGAAAGAGCAGUGGUUUUGACUAAAGAGCUAGUCAGGAACAAGAUAGAUUCCUCUUGUACGUUUAGACGCUACCCAGUUUUAAAGGGUCUGAUUCCUGGACUACUAGAAAAAGGAUAACUUUAUUUUGAAAGGGUAAUAGAACCCAGAGUAGAACAGAUGUGGCUUCUGAAAAGAGUUUUGUGGCUAGUAGUUCGUAUGGCUGUUUUCAGUGAUUAUUCCACACUUUAGCCCGUUAAUCUUGAAGCAUUGGUAGAGCAUCCUCACAGAUAAAACUACCAACAGCACUGUCAGAUGCUCUUAAAGUUUACUAAGUGCCUUAUACAGAGCAUCACUGAGGCAAUGGUUCGAUUGAAAGGAAGUUUGAUAAAAGAUUACUCCUCUGGAUGGAGUCACAGGUUAUCAGUUGUAACCAAGGUGAUGUUCCUGGUUAUAACACACUAGAAUCUUAUAUUUUAUUGCUGAUACAAGUACCUAAUAUGAAACAGUCCAGAAAUUUCUGAGGCUUUCAGUUUGUAAAUCAUACAUUCUUUGGAGAUUUUUUCUUCUAGUCAGCUGUGAUAGCCUACUGGAAUAUCACAGAAGUGAACAAAACUUCUGAGUGUUUCUAGAUGCUUUCAUGCAGUUUCUCAAUCAAGGACAGUAUUACCUUUCUUGGGAAGGGCAACAUAAGUUGGCUUUAUUCAUAGGGUUUAUGUUUAUCCAACAGUAUUUUUUAAGGAUUUUAUUGUCAGAAAAAGGGCUUGUUAUUUUGAAAAUAAAAAUCUUACCUGCCAGGCGUCUUCCCCAAAAUGAGUAAGUGCCUUUUCUGUUCUGACUCUUAGAAGUAUUUACUUUGUCAGAUUGAAUCUGAAUGUCCUGGAUAAACCAACAAUUAAGUACUGAGUGUUACCAAUGGCUUGAAAUCCUUUCACUGAAAGAACAAGAGACAGAAUGUAAGCCACUUGAAUUAUUUUGAGACCUGAUGUCAGAAGUUUUAUAACUGCUAUGAGUAGUAUACUUCUAAGAACAAUGUAACUUUUCAGGAACUUGAUAUUGAUAGGAAAUAAAUAUUUAUUAAAAGAAGUAUAUAAAAUAAAUAUUUAUUUACCAAUGUAAGAAAGAGAAAAUGUUACACCGUGGGGGCAACAGUCUUGCUGUUAGCAGUCCUGACUACUUAAUGGAAAGUAAAACUGAGGCCCUGAACUCUGGCUGCAAAAGGAUGCGUGGUAUUUGGUGAGAGAUUGGGACUGUGAAUCUUAGGUCCACAUUCUAAUAAAGUAAUUCUUCCUACCUAAGUUUUUACCAGUUCUCAAGCAGAAAAGAAAGCAUGAGCAGGUAUAAGUAAGAGGCCCUCUGGUUUUAUUGGUGCUGCUUCCUAUCUCUAGAGGAUUUUUUUAAUUUUUUUUUUUUUUAAACUUUGCUCAGGACUGGUACAGCUGAAAGUAUAUUUUCCCUUCAUUCUUAAGCCUAGACUUUGAAUGGAGUUUCUCUGAGACACUUUUGUAGUGAAAUCGUAUUCCCUACAAACAUUGAAGAGAAAAAUAAACAUCUCCGUGAACAAAAGAUUGUGUGUGGUUGUAAUUUUUUAACAUAUACAAUUUUGUUAUAAAAUUUCUAAAGGUACUCUAAGAAAAACAUAACCAGUAUAUUGGCCUACACUUAAAAGAUCUUUUUGUAGCAGUUGGAAAAUACAGUUUGCAUCAUGAGAUGCUACAAAUUUUCUAUCUGAUAAACUAUGUUCAAUUCCAGUUAAGCACUCCUUAAAAUAUCACACUUCAUUGCAUUUAGCCAAGUGUAUAGUAGUAACCCAUUAGGACGCUGCCUUAAACUGACCUCUUCCUGAUCUCAAGUCAAAGACAUUAUUAAACAAUUUAAAAUUCUGAAAGCUUAGCAGAAAAGCUGAGGGGAAGGGGCUGGAAAGAAAAAAACCAACAAACAGUAGGAAUUGCAGUGCAAAGACAUUUUUUUCCAGAAUAAAUGCCACACAAUUAAUGAUAAUGGAAUUGGUUUUAAAUUAACUCUAUAGUUAUUUCAUAUUGUUUGAUAAACAUACAGUUGAUUUCAAAUGAGCGUAAAUAGAUGUGUUUGAAGCCUAGAACAGUGAGCUAAUAGAAAUGCCUUCUCCAGGUAUAAAUUAAUACUUCUUGCCUGUGAAGAAUCUGACAAGAAAGUAUUUUUGGUGAAAGCUGUUGUUGGUGCACUAUAUUCAAUCUUGACUGGCAGUGGUGCUGCUUAGGUUGUGUUAUGGUAAAUAAAAUGGUAAAUAAAAUUAUUAAAUUGUUCAGAACCAUUUUCUAAAUGUGUUAUUUGUACUGGCUA